Clarias gariepinus (North African catfish) is the source of this 1224-nucleotide messenger RNA. RefSeq names its product ATPase H+ transporting V1 subunit E1a (gene atp6v1e1a). The transcript is spliced from 9 exons. The coding region runs from base 183 to 863 and encodes 226 amino acids. Gene Ontology annotation, biological process: proton transmembrane transport. Gene Ontology annotation, cellular component: proton-transporting two-sector ATPase complex, catalytic domain. Lineage: Eukaryota; Metazoa; Chordata; Actinopteri; Siluriformes; Clariidae. The record is from RefSeq and is a predicted model, not a curated record. Gene Ontology annotation, molecular function: proton-transporting ATPase activity, rotational mechanism.
GCGUAGCACACUUCCGGUCAGCUGAUUCAUCUUCUCCUCCUGCGCGAGCGUUCUCACUGUCACCGCAGGGCUGUUCGACUUAAAUUGUUUAUUAUUUUAUUGUUUGUUUGUUUGUUUUUUUUUAGCAGAUUUUUAUUUUUAUUUGUACACGUUUUAAAGUUUUUACAAACAGGACGACAGCCAUGGCGCUCAGUGAUGCCGACGUUCAAAAACAGAUCAAACACAUGAUGGCCUUCAUCGAGCAGGAGGCCAGCGAGAAGGCAGAGGAAAUCGAAGCAAAGGCCGAGGAAGAGUUUAACAUCGAGAAGGGCCGACUCGUGCAGACACAGAGGCUGAAGAUAAUGGAGUACUACGAGAAGAAAGAGAAGCAGAUCGAGCAGCAGAAGAAAAUUCAGAUGUCCAACCUAAUGAAUCAGGCCCGGCUGAAGGUGCUGAAGGCUCGGGACGACAUGAUCCUGGAUCUUCUAAACGAUGCCCGUAAGCAGUUAUCUGGCAUCGCUAAGGACCCGACUCAGUAUCAAACUCUGUUAGAGGGCCUUGUGCUGCAGGGCUUUUAUCAGCUGCUGGAGCCGAAGGUGACGAUCCGCUGCCGUAAGGAGGAUGUGACCAUGGUAGAGGCUGCUGUGAAGAAAAAUAUCCCCAUCUACAAAGAAAGUGUGAAGAGUAGCAUUGAAGUCCGCAUCGACAAGGACAACUUCCUUUCCUCUGAUAUCUCCGGAGGUGUAGAGGUGUAUAACGCAAACGGCAAGAUCAAGGUGGCGAACACUUUGGAGAGCAGGCUGGAUCUCCUGGCUCAGCAGAUGAUGCCUGAAAUCCGAGUGGCUCUAUUCGGCGCCAACCCGAACCGCAAGUUUAUGGACUAACACCACCUUCGAACAAAGAAUGAGAAACGAAUUUGCCUUAACCUCAACAUUGACUGUCUUUGAAUUUUUAUGCAAGGUGUGUAAGGGCUCGCUGUUUUGUCUUCUUCACCUGUAAAAGUGGUCCAGGGUUUCCUUCCUUUUACCACAGGACUGAGUGGAAAAGUGUACUGAAGCGAGUUUAGAUCAUUAACAGGAUGUGCUUCACCGUGAGCCUGCCUUAAAUAUACCUCUGUGAAGGUACAGUGUGAUCUGUGAACUCGUGGAUAAUAAGGAGCUCUCAUUUUUUUUACUGUAAACGAUCACUGUCUCGAUAUGUCUCCUUUCUUUUGGACGUUCUUAAUUAAACUGAGCAACAACUUUC